Aaosphaeria arxii CBS 175.79 is the source of this 726-nucleotide messenger RNA. Its product is annotated as adenine phosphoribosyltransferase. The record is from RefSeq and is a predicted model, not a curated record. Lineage: Eukaryota; Fungi; Ascomycota; Dothideomycetes; Pleosporales. Gene Ontology annotation, cellular component: cytoplasm. Bases 1 to 726 code for a protein of 241 amino acids. The transcript is spliced from 2 exons. Gene Ontology annotation, molecular function: adenine phosphoribosyltransferase activity; adenine binding; AMP binding. Gene Ontology annotation, biological process: adenine salvage; AMP salvage.
AUGUCCUCCUCCCCUUCCAUCCAGGCCGACGCUACAUCUUCUCACCCGCCCGCGCACAAGCCUGACCCCACCAUCCUCAACACCAACAACACCUCCUCAACAACCACCACAUCCGCCGAUAACAACGAUGCCUCCCAAAGAGGACUCUCCUCCACCGGUGCCUCCGCCGCCUCCAAACUCGCCAGUGCACAGAUGAGGCUACGAGGUGCCCUCCGCCAAUUCCCCGACUUCCCCUCCCCAGGUAUCUUGUUCGAGGACAUCCUCCCCAUCUUCGCCAACCCCUCCACCCACGAGGACCUCAUCUCCGCCCUCGAAUUGCACGUCGCCUCUGCCUACCCCACCAAGCCGGACGUCAUUGUUGGCCUUGACGCUCGCGGCUUCCUCUUCGGCCCCAGCCUGGCCCUGCGUCUCGGUGCUGCUUUCGUCCCCGUGAGGAAGCAGGGAAAGCUCCCCGGCCCAUGUGAGACCGCCAGCUACGAGAAGGAGUACGGCCAGGAUUUCUUCCAGAUGCAGGCCGAUGCCAUCAAGCCUGGCCAGAAUGUCUUGAUUGUUGACGACAUCAUUGCUACUGGCGGCUCCGCAUCCGCAGCCGGCUCGCUCGUCAAGAAGCUCGGCGGUUCCCUCGUUGGCUACGUCUUCAUCCUCGAACUCGAUUUCCUCAAGGGCCGCGCGAAGCUCGAUGCCCCCGUCUACACCCUCCUGUCGAGCCAGGAGGCGAAACAGUAA